Messenger RNA from Bacidia gigantensis, 2028 nucleotides. RefSeq lists its product as uncharacterized. The transcript is spliced from 3 exons. The coding region runs from base 1 to 2028 and encodes 675 amino acids. Lineage: Eukaryota; Fungi; Ascomycota; Lecanoromycetes; Lecanorales; Ramalinaceae. The record is from RefSeq and is a predicted model, not a curated record.
AUGGCGACAUCAUCAUCAUCUUCCGGUCUAAAUCGAUAUUUGGCUUCCGACUUCAAGAGACUCACCAAUCGCUCGACGCGUCGUUUUACUACCCCAGGUUUUACCCCAGAUUUGGCACAUGCGCAAGAGCCUCCUCAUGCAGAACGCUCUAGCAAAGCUCCCGCUGCAAUCUUAAACGUUACCACUUCCGACAAGCGCGCCCAUGUCACUUCCUCUUUGGCACAUCAGGACGAUCAAUCGGGGCCUCGAAGGCCCAUGGAUAUCGCGCACGGUGGUAACAAGACUGUUUCGCGUCCGAGUAAUAGCAGCAGCAGGGACAGUUCCUUAGCCGGCUCGUCCGGCCAGUUGGACGCGUGUGUGAAAGAGGAUAAUAGUGCUGUCAAAACCGUCAGCAAACGGAGCAAGAGCUACACCAACCUAAGAACCGGUAUCUCUGAACUAUCUGGAUGGGACCUUGAAUUUCCGAGGCGAAAGGAAGAGGACCGGCCCGUCAAGAAGAAGGAGUAUGGUUCUGGAGAGGCGCCCCUGGAGAAGUUGCCGAGCGAGGUCCUUGAUGAUGUGAUCGCCAAUCUAGCCAUCGAUCUCCCACCAUCAGGCUAUGCCCCACGCAAUGUCGAUCUCAUUGCAUGCCUACUUACCUCAAAAACGCUUCACGUGGCCACAAUUAACACCUUGUAUAAACAGAUCACCAUUCCCCACUCUCAGAUAUUUUCCAAAUUUCUGAGCCAUUUGAAUGAAUAUCAAGGUCUCGGAACCCUAGUCAGGAGACUAGAUCUCUCUCACUUCACCUCCGUUGGUCUUGGUCGAUCACGCCAGACCAACUCUGAAAUCCAAAAUCUAACUCCAAGAACCUUGGUUAAAUGUCUCGAGCUCACUCCUUGGGUUCAGGAGAUCCUGCUACAGGAGAACUUGGAUGACGACGUAGAUUCAAAUGUCCUCAAGACGGUUUUGGUUCGUCUACCAAAGCUUCGAGCGCUCGAUCUCUGCGCAUGCUCAUCGCAGCCAUUUGUCGAGUCCUUUUCUUCGGUCAUGCGAGAGCUGCGCGAUAAUCCCUCGACCAUGCUUGGCCUCAAGCGACUAAGUCUUCACGAAUGUUUCACUCUUCCGGGUUCCGCAUUCGAAACACUUCUCCCACGCUUGACGCAAUUGUCCCAUCUCGAUGUGUCACACACCCGUAUAACGGACAUGGCGCUCGCCUCUCUGCCUAUCUCGGCACGACUGACGCACCUGAACCUUGGCCGAUGCACCACCGUGACUGGCGAAGGCGUCGUCGAUUUCCUCACUUCUCACCCUGCUGCCAAAAGUCUAGUAUAUCUUAAUCUCUCAUGCGAUAUCUCUCGAUAUCGGCUCCUUUGGGAAGCGGAUGUCGAUCGCCUUCUCCCUGCUCUUCCGACCACUCUCCGUUCACUCAACCUCAACGGCGCUCAUAUCCAUCCACACCACAUCCGCCACCUCCUACCUCUGACCAAGCACGUGGAAGAGCUUGGUCUUGCUACUGCAAAUCUCUCGCUUGAGGACGUGAACAACCUCUUCCGACCCAAUCUAUCAUCUCUGAACUCUCAGGACCAGGACAACGAACAGGCUUGGGUACCGUCAAAUCUUCACUAUCUUGAUCUAACCGCCAUCCCGUCCAUCACUCAAUCCAGCCUUUUCAACACUCCCCAGCCCUCCAACAUCCUUCUCACGCCACAGACCGUCCCCCUCGAAGUCAUUGAGUUGGGCGACAAAACCAUCUCUUCCCUGCGCGAGUGCAGGAAUACCAACAAACGCCUCGGCUGGUGUGUAAAGGAACUUGGACGACGAGGCUGGUAUGUUCGUGAGCCCGUCAAUAGUGCGAAUGGCAGCGACAGUGGAAGUACCACUAGCAGCAACAGCAGCAGCAGCAGCCUUAUGAACGCAGAGACUGGUCAGCAGAGAGGAAGUCGGCGCUCGUGGAAGAUGGGCGCAAUGUGGUGGGGCAUGAGAAAAGUACCCGUUGCGUGGAGCGAAGUUGGGGGCUUGUACGGACAUUACAUGUUCAAAAAAUGA